GAAGAAGAAGGAAGGAGCCCAGGCCACACGACCUGCCACGGAGAGUUGCUAACCUUUACCAAAAAAGCUUACAUAACUUCUAAAAUCGUGAUUUCAACUUAUCUGUGUGUGAUCUGCCGAGGGGGAGGCGUCGAGAGGAGUCUCUACAGCCGCACCUGUCCCGUGAUAUUGUGACUUUAACGCAUCAUUUCAAACGGAUCAUCAUGGCUGAUGAUUUUGACGUUGAGGCCAUGCUGGAGGCUCCAUUCAGAAAGGAUGAGAUCAAGUCCUCUCAUGCAAAUGGACAUGAUGAGCAAAGCAAGAAAAAAAGGAGGAGCCGCAGCAAGAGCCGAAGCCCAAGCUCUAGGAAGAGAAGAAGUCGAAGCAAAGACAAAAAGAAGAGUAAGAAGAGGAGCAAGAGCCGAGAAAGAAAACGAAGCCGCAGCAGAGAGCGCCAUCGCAGCGGCUCCAGGAGCAAGGAGCGCUCCGGGCGUUACAGAGCACGCAAGAGCCCAGUCCGGAAACGUUCAAAAAGUAGGAGCCCUUUCAAAAAAGAGAAGAGUCCCAUCAGAAACUUUGAAGAUGCUAUCGGGCCGUUUAACAAAAUCAGGGAGCAACCAAUUGACAACCUAACUCCAGAGGAGAGAGAUGCUCGCACAGUUUUCUGCAUGCAGCUCGCUGCCAGAAUCAGAGCUCGAGACCUGGAAGAUUUCUUCUCCGCUGUCGGAAAAGUGAGAGAUGUGAGAAUGAUCUCAGACAGAAACUCCAGGAGAUCAAAGGGCAUCGCAUACAUCGAGUUUGUGGAGUCUUCUUCUGUACCGCUGGCUAUUGGGUUGACCGGCCAGAGGCUUCUAGGAGUGCCCAUCAUCGUCCAGGCCUCCCAGGUGGAUGCAGAGAAAAACAGAGCUGCAGCCGCUGCCAACAACCUACAGAAGGGCAGUUCAGGCCCCAUGAGGCUGUACGUGGGCUCGCUGCACUUCAACAUCACCGAAGAAAUGCUUCGAGGGAUCUUUGAGCCCUUCGGAAAGAUCGAGGGAAUCCAGCUUAUGAUGGACAGCGAGACUGGACGAUCCAAAGGAUAUGGCUUCAUAUCGUUUGCAGACGCAGAAUGCGCUAAAAAGGCCUUGGAGCAGCUGAACGGCUUCGAGCUGGCCGGCCGUCCGAUGAAGGUGGGGCAUGUUACAGAGCGCUCCGACUCAUCGACGGCCAGCUCGUUCCUGGACAACGACGAACUGGAGAGGACUGGCAUCGACCUCGGCACCACGGGGCGUCUGCAGCUUAUGGCUCGACUAGCAGAAGGAACCGGCCUGAAGAUCCCUCCUGCAGCUCAGCAGGCUCUACAGAUGACCGGGUCCAUUCCCUUUGGAAACAUCUCUGCUCCACAAGUUCAAACUCCAACUCCAAGCCAAGCAUUGAACCUCCCAUCACAGCCGCUGGCCACACACUGCCUCCAGCUGUCCAACCUGUUCAACCCACAAUCGGAAAACGAUCCCACCUGGGCCGUCGAGAUCCAAGACGAUGUUAUCGAGGAGUGCAACAAACAUGGAGGAAUCGUUCACAUUUAUGUUGAUAAGAACUCUGCUCAAGGUAAUGUGUACGUGAAAUGUCCCUCAAUACCAGCAGCGAUGGCGACUGUAAAUGCACUACAUGGACGCUGGUUUGCAGGCAAAAUGAUAACCGCCGCCUACGUCCCCUUACCGACCUACCACAACCUUUUCCCCGAUUCAGUAACGGCGAAGCAGCUUCUAAUGCCGGCACGCCGAUAGUCUGACACAUGCUAAUGGAAGUCAGUGUAAAUACAUUUGUUUGCAGUCAUGAAAACAAAACUCAUUGAAAUUAGUUGGCAGUGUGUAAUAAAAGUUGCCUCAACUUCAUGUGUUCACAAUUGAAUAUUAGCCAGGUUUUUUUGUUUUAUUUUUUUUCUGAGUUGCUUUUCAAAUUUUUCGUGGGUUUGUGUUGUAAACUACCACUGAGAAGUAAUCUGCAGUUAUCUAUUGGUCUGUAUGUUUUAAAAUAUUCUUGUCUUAUCUGCUUGUUUAAAUCAACAGUUUUAGAUUUAAAAUAAAUUGCAAAGAGUUACAAAAACUGUGUUGGGUUAAUAGGCCUUAAAUGCCAAAAGUAUAUCAAUGUCAACAAUAAUCCUUUGUAACUUUUUACAGCCAUAAUUUCAUUUUUUGUAUGAAGGCUCCCAAUAAACUUUGGCAAAUUUGAC
Messenger RNA from Anoplopoma fimbria (sablefish), 2191 nucleotides. Its product is annotated as RNA-binding protein 39-like. Lineage: Eukaryota; Metazoa; Chordata; Actinopteri; Perciformes; Anoplopomatidae. The coding region runs from base 204 to 1745 and encodes 513 amino acids. Gene Ontology annotation, biological process: mRNA processing. The record is from RefSeq and is a predicted model, not a curated record. Gene Ontology annotation, cellular component: nucleus. Gene Ontology annotation, molecular function: RNA binding. The transcript has 16 exons.